This is a messenger RNA of Micropterus salmoides (largemouth bass), 501 nucleotides long. RefSeq lists its product as uncharacterized. Bases 100 to 501 code for a protein of 133 amino acids. The transcript is spliced from 6 exons. The record is from RefSeq and is a predicted model, not a curated record. NCBI's taxonomy places the organism in Eukaryota, Metazoa, Chordata, Actinopteri, Centrarchiformes, Centrarchidae.
AUCACAUCUGUCCAGUAUCAUUUUAUUUAGAAAUUGAAGCUCAGGCAACAAAAAUACUACUUUCAUUGAAGAACUGAAGCAUUUCACUCUGACCAAGAAAUGGAUAACUGGAAGAUCCAGCUUGUUGUUGUGACAUUUUGUGCUUUGGUGCAAACCUAUGAGGCACUGUCUUCCAGUGUGGAAGAGGAGAGAGGGUUAUCUAAAGACUGGCAGGAUGAGUCAGUGGAGGCAGAUCUGACACAUCCGCUGGCCAGUCUGAUUAAAAGAUCUAAAGCGCUUCGUUUCUAUGGACUCAUGGGGAAACGCUCAGAAAAAAAGAAACCCUUUCAAGUAAACAGACGAAAUAAAGGAGAGGUGUUUGUGGGCCUGAUGGGAAGAAGCAUUUCCAGCGGUGAAUCUUUAACCAGAAUUAAACCAUCUGCAACAACCACUGCAAUUGAUGUUUCAGAGAAACCACUCAAGCAAGGUUCAUCAGUGGAAUGGGUCCAAAUCCUGUAUUGA